Varanus komodoensis (Komodo dragon) is the source of this 4141-nucleotide messenger RNA. It is a transcript of the gene FYN, whose product is annotated as FYN proto-oncogene, Src family tyrosine kinase. Gene Ontology annotation, biological process: cell surface receptor protein tyrosine kinase signaling pathway; cell differentiation; innate immune response. Bases 1154 to 2764 code for a protein of 536 amino acids. The record is from RefSeq and is a predicted model, not a curated record. The transcript is spliced from 12 exons. Gene Ontology annotation, cellular component: extrinsic component of cytoplasmic side of plasma membrane. NCBI's taxonomy places the organism in Eukaryota, Metazoa, Chordata, Lepidosauria, Squamata, Varanidae. Gene Ontology annotation, molecular function: non-membrane spanning protein tyrosine kinase activity; ATP binding; signaling receptor binding.
CAUUCCAAUCCUGCAAUACUUAGGGGCUCAGCAGCUUCAGUACACAUGCAAAGGACCCAUACAUUAGAAGGUUCAUUGCCUGCAGUGUCUUCUUAUUUGACCCAGAGGAAGGGGGAAGUCCUUGCAUGAAAAGUGCUGCAUGUUUAGCAUGCAGCCGGUCCACUGAAACUCAUGUGAUUGCCUGUUCACACCUGCUCUUUUUGUAUCAUCUGUGUGGCUCUGCAUUCACAUAAGUUGCCUGCUGGAGAUUUUUCUAUCAUUUAAUACUUACUGAAACUCUGCACAUUUUAUACACAGAUGGAAAAAACUUGACUUUGUUUAUGUAAUCUGCUUUGUAUAGUUGUUUUUUCUGCUCUUAUUCUUCCAUGCCCCUUGGCAACCAUUCCUUUGGAAAAAAAAAGUUUUAAAAUCUGAGCGGGAAGCAAAACUGAAAGUUGGCAAAGUUGUUAACCUAUAUAGAAUAGUGUAGUGUGUUUUCUCCGCCUUUCUCACGCUGAAAUGUAACAUAGGCAUUACUUUGUGACACCCAAUGUAAGGCUAAUUUCCUUCAUUUUAGUCUAAAAAGGAGCCCACAUCCUUCCGGUGCCUUUCAAAGAAUUCUAAAAGGCUCUGCAGAGAAAACAGAUGUGCCAGCAUGUAUCAGUUACAAUUAGGGAUGACUUGGUGAGGCUACGCACUGAACAAACUAAAGGACAAAAGUACCCAUGCAGAAAAUAGGCUACUGAUGAGAUGAGAAGAGCUGGACACUCUUCUGUUUACUUUGUCUUGCUGCAGUAACUGGAACCCUUUUCAACAGAAUAGCUGAAAGCAAAGUCAUAAAGUAUCUGUUGCUGUGCAUCAAGAAAACUAUUUAAAACACAAAGAAACUUUUAAAACUUGGAUAUGAACAAGGAUGGUCAAAAGCAACACCAUUUUUUAAAUCCUGCCUCAGUAUUUUAAAAUCUUGAUGUUAUAGGAGCGUUCUGAAUUGCCGAAUAUUUGACAUUUUGUGAUAAGCACAGGAAACCCCUCUCUAGAUCAGUAACAUGCAAUGGCUUAAUAAAGGGCAGCUACCUCCUUACCAUGAUGUACUGCAUUUGGGGAUGGAGAAGACGACCAGCUCUUGACCACUGAAAAAGCACCCAUUCUCAUAAACAUCACCAGAUUUUAGAUAAUGGGCUGUGUGCAAUGUAAGGAUAAAGAAGCAACAAAACUGACAGACGAGAGGGAUGGCAGCUUAAACCAGAGUUCAGGUUACCGCUAUGGGACAGAUCCCACCCCACAGCAUUACCCAAGUUUUGGUGUGACCUCAAUUCCAAACUACAACAACUUCCCUGCUGGAGGACAAGGACUAACUGUCUUUGGUGGCGUUAACUCCUCUUCACAUACUGGCACGUUGCGUACAAGAGGGGGAACAGGUGUAACUCUUUUCGUAGCUUUGUAUGAUUAUGAGGCAAGAACAGAAGAUGACUUAAGUUUUCAUAAAGGAGAAAAAUUUCAGAUACUUAAUAGCUCGGAAGGAGAUUGGUGGGAAGCCCGUUCCUUGACUACAGGAGAGACUGGUUACAUUCCCAGUAAUUAUGUGGCUCCAGUUGACUCCAUCCAAGCAGAGGAGUGGUACUUUGGCAAGCUUGGACGCAAGGAUGCUGAGAGGCAGCUGCUGUCAUUUGGAAACCCUCGAGGAACCUUCUUGAUCCGUGAGAGUGAAACCACCAAAGGUGCCUAUUCAUUAUCUAUUCGUGACUGGGAUGAUAUGAAAGGAGAUCAUGUAAAACAUUAUAAAAUUCGCAAACUUGAUAAUGGAGGAUAUUACAUUACAACCAGGGCACAGUUUGAAACUCUUCAACAACUUGUUCAGCACUAUUCAGAGAGAGCUGCAGGUCUUUGUUGCCGCUUAGUAGUCCCUUGUCAUAAAGGAAUGCCAAGGCUUACUGAUCUGUCUGUCAAAACCAAAGAUGUCUGGGAAAUUCCACGAGAAUCACUACAGUUGAUCAAGAGACUGGGAAAUGGGCAGUUUGGGGAAGUAUGGAUGGGUACUUGGAAUGGGAAUACGAAAGUGGCAAUAAAGACACUGAAGCCUGGUACUAUGUCCCCAGAAUCAUUCCUGGAGGAGGCUCAGAUCAUGAAAAAACUAAAGCAUGACAAACUAGUCCAACUUUAUGCUGUGGUGUCUGAAGAACCUAUCUACAUUGUCACAGAGUAUAUGAGUAAAGGAAGCUUGCUAGAUUUCCUAAAGGAUGGAGAAGGAAGAGCCUUGAAAUUGCCAAACUUGGUAGACAUGGCUGCACAGGUUGCUGCAGGGAUGGCUUACAUCGAGCGGAUGAAUUACAUACACAGAGACCUGCGUUCUGCAAAUAUCCUUGUGGGAAAUGGGCUAAUAUGCAAAAUUGCUGACUUUGGAUUAGCAAGAUUAAUCGAAGACAAUGAAUACACAGCCAGACAAGGUGCAAAGUUCCCCAUAAAGUGGACUGCCCCAGAAGCUGCAUUGUAUGGAAGGUUUACAAUAAAGUCAGAUGUUUGGUCCUUUGGUAUCCUGCUAACAGAGCUUGUAACAAAAGGGCGAGUGCCAUACCCAGGUAUGAACAAUCGUGAAGUCCUGGAACAAGUCGAAAGGGGCUAUAGGAUGCCGUGCCCUCAGGAUUGCCCCAUCUCGUUACAUGAGCUCAUGAUUCACUGCUGGAAAAAAGACCCAGAAGAGCGCCCAACCUUUGAGUAUUUGCAGGGUUUCCUUGAAGACUACUUUACUGCAACUGAACCCCAGUACCAGCCAGGUGACAACCUGUAAUAUUUCUGCUCUGUGCAGACUACCAUUAUCAGGUGUUCCAUUUGCAACUGACAUAGGCUUACUGGCUCUUCCCAAAGCCAGUGUCUUAGAGCGUCAAAAUAUGCUGGAGCCUGACAAGAACUUCCAGAACUGCCUGUCCUAAAGAUCUGAAUGUCUUCUUUGAACAGAAACAUGAACACUUGGUUUUAUUCUUAAUCAAAGACUCUGAAAUUGCAUUGUUUUGAUGUUCCGUAAACUGCAAAAUCUUUGUCCAGUGUAAAUAGUAAUUCAGUGCCAAUAACUUAUCCUAAUGCUUUCCUUUUUAAAAAAAAUAAUAAUGCAAAAUUAUGUGAUUUUAACUAGUCUUCUCCUGAUUCAACUAAAGUAUUAUUUUCCAGAAGUGGCCUCUUUUUGUCUACAUUUUUUCAUGUUCUAACAAAAUAAAAUCAGGACCAGUGCUUGGGGAUUUUGUUUUGUUUUUGCUUUUAUAUAUGAAAAAUAUAUGUAAAAUAUAUACAUACCUGUAUAGUCCACGGGUGCUAUUGCAGAGGAAAUUCAUUUCAGAAACAGAGUAGCCAUAAUGCUGAAGCACCCAGAAAAAAGACUAAUUUCACUGGAGACCUGAACCACGGGUGACGACUCUGAGAGCCAGUGACUGGAAUUUUGGCUUUGGCCCAGCAUGAUGUUUUUUAAUGGGAUUGCACUUUUGGUUUGACUGUGUACCUGUAGGUCGUUGUAACUUUCAAUCUUUCAGAAAUCAUGCACAGAAUUUCCAACAUUUGCCAACUGGGAGGUUUGAUUUUAUGAUCUACAUUAAAACAAGCCUCUUAAAGCAAGAAAAUCCGCCAUUAUCCCAUUUGGACUGGAAGGUUGAAACUGCAAGUACUUUCUUGUAUCAAAUCAUGUAUACUGAAAAUUUUCUGAUUUUUUAAAAAAAUUUAAUAAACAUUGCAACCACAUGCAGUAGUCUCAACGUUAUAACAUUUUAGUCAUGUCCACAUGCUUAACCUUCAUCAGCCUUCCACUAGAGCAUCUUCUGCGUGUACCAUUUCCAGUCAUAAAAUAGGUGUUUUAAAUGUCCUGUACUGCUAAUGAAACUAUUUUCCAUAUGUCUGCAAGUGUUUCAGUGGAAUUACUAUGCACUUCUUUCAAGGGAAAUGGGAAUAGGGAGGAGGGGGAUGCACACAAGUAUUACGUUUUCAGUUGUCUCUAUCAGCCUUGGAUUCCUUCCUUCUAACCAAAAAGAAACAAAAAGCCCCAUCCUUUCUAUUUCUCUUACGUUUUAAAAAAUGUUACAGUUUUAAUUGCAUUUUGUUAUUGUUUUAUUUGCAAGUUUACAUUUUUAAAAUGUUUAACUGUCUUAAUUUAGUAAUUAAAAGAGAGCAUUUUACAUUUGAA